AUGGAGUCAGUGCUAUCUCCAAUCUCUGAUCCCCACAGUCGGGAUCCGGAGGGAGACUUCCCGCUAGACGGAAAGGACGUUGACUCUGUCACAGACGAGACUCUAGCAACUCUUCUUCAAUCUGCUCCUGUGCUGUACAGCAUUGGCCCCACAAAAGUUGUGCGACUCUCACAGCAUUUGGUGAUGAAAGGUGGCGGCAGUGUCCUGCCAUGCGAAGCAGAGACGCUCAAUUUCGUUGCCUCCAAAACCGGCAUUCAAGCCCCACGAGUCCAUUGGUCAUUUCAAGUCGAAGAUGAGACGCAGUAUUUUGGCACGAAGGGGUAUAUUGUGAUGGAUUUUAUCGCAGGCCAACCCCUCGAUAAGUGUUGGACCGAUCUACCCUACGACAACCAAAGGCAAAUCGCUAUGCAGAUUGCGGACAUGAUCAAAGAAAUGCAGUCUGUUGUAAUCUCGCAGCCAGGUCCUCUUGGUGGCGGGCCAUUUCGUGGCCGAUUCUUCACAGAUUAUAGUGCCGGUCCGUUCAAGGACAAUGCUGAAGUUCAAGGAUGGUUUAACCACAAGCUUGAUAUCUGUAAGCACGUGAACCAAUGUCCUAAAGAUAUCCCGCCAUUUCAAUUCAGCACUUUUGUCCUUACCCAUCAGGACAUAAGUCCUCGAAACCUGAUCCUAGACCCCAAUGGAGAAGUGUGGUUGAUUGACUGGGCGAAUGCCGGUGCAUAUCCCCCUGCCUUUGAAAGUGCUGCGUUAUUGGCUCAGCAGUUUUUCAUUGGCUUCAAUGAAGCAGUCUUGUCUGUUAUUCCACGGUUCCCUGAGGAAGAACUGCAACUCGAUUCAAUUACAUAUGGCCAAGCCCUGCCGCACACAAACCAUCCACACUCGAAGGUCGAUAACUUCAUCCGUCCAUCCAACAAGCUCGCCGUCGCGAUCAACCCUUCAAGAUGCCGGUAUGUUACCACCCUGUUCACGCCAUUCUCGAAAAAUACUUUCGCCAUCGUCGCCAGCAACAAGACCUUCCGCACCAAGCAAAAGCUUGCCAAAGCUCAGCGUCAGAACCGCCCCAUCCCCCAGUGGAUCCGUCUGCGCACCGGCAACACCAUCAGAUACAACGCCAAGCGCCGACACUGGCGUAAGUCGACCCUGAAGGUCUAAGCGGACCCUCAGUAUUCGCACCCUCCGUCCGGCCAUUCUCAAAAGCCCCAUUUCAGCUCGCGAUGUCACAUGGCAACCGAAGUGUGUCUGUGCGGGGUGGUUCAAGGGUUUUUGAUUAUUUCGAAACCCUCUUCAUGAUGUGACGCCCACAACCGAAUUUCGAACAACAUGCCUUCACCAUGAACUUGAGAGCGCUAGUGGAUGUGGAACUACUCUUGAGUGCAAUUGCAAACAAAAAUUCAAUUUCAAAAUCUUGAUCCGGGUCUUGCUUUGGGUCGUGUCUAUCUCUUUUUUUUUCUUAAUCUUCCAAUGGGUCGUCAUUUUUUCCUCCACGGUUCCGAGUGGGGAUAUGAUGGAUUUCCAACACGCCUAAUUUUAUCGAUAUGGAUGGCAGGCCCGGAUUAUUUUUGCAAAAGGGUUUGUUGUCGUUUGGGGCUGAUCGUCGUCUUGCUGGGGGCGGGCUUGUAGGACUGGCGUGGCGGGGGAUUUUCUUUUUUGAUACAAAAUCUGAUUGAAUCGAAUUGAAUGUCCUUUUGCCUACA
Penicillium samsonianum is the source of this 1691-nucleotide messenger RNA. Its product is annotated as 60S ribosomal eL39 domain-containing protein. Lineage: Eukaryota; Fungi; Ascomycota; Eurotiomycetes; Eurotiales; Aspergillaceae. The coding region runs from base 1 to 1149 and encodes 382 amino acids. Gene Ontology annotation, molecular function: structural constituent of ribosome. The record is from RefSeq and is a predicted model, not a curated record. The transcript has 5 exons. Gene Ontology annotation, cellular component: cytosolic large ribosomal subunit; ribosome. Gene Ontology annotation, biological process: translation.